Messenger RNA from Penicillium cataractarum, 291 nucleotides. RefSeq lists its product as uncharacterized. Lineage: Eukaryota; Fungi; Ascomycota; Eurotiomycetes; Eurotiales; Aspergillaceae. Bases 1 to 291 code for a protein of 96 amino acids. The record is from RefSeq and is a predicted model, not a curated record. The transcript has 2 exons.
AUGCAGGUUGCGGAAAUACUAUCCGAUCUCACCUCGCUCCGCGUCUGUGGACACAAUGAGGCCCUUGCACUUGUCAGUGCUCCACUAGCUUCCGCUAAAGACACGUCUGCUGAGAGUGAGCUGGUUGCCACCUCGGAUGGUCAAGCUAUCAAGCAAGAAGCCUUACAACGCGCCAAAGAGCUUGUCCAGUUACAUUAUGAAGUGAAGUCUCGGCAUGUCAAUGGUGAAGUGGAUGAUGAGUUGCGUCAAGCCAGGGAGGAUGUGUAUCGAGUUCUGAGAGAGUUGGCAUGA